Messenger RNA from Venturia canescens, 1349 nucleotides. RefSeq lists its product as uncharacterized. The record is from RefSeq and is a predicted model, not a curated record. The coding region runs from base 77 to 958 and encodes 293 amino acids. NCBI's taxonomy places the organism in Eukaryota, Metazoa, Arthropoda, Insecta, Hymenoptera, Ichneumonidae. The transcript is spliced from 11 exons. Gene Ontology annotation, molecular function: odorant binding.
ACUGCUCGGACGAAAAAAGGAUCGUUGAGUCGUUCGCGAUUGGAGUUACUCGCAAGUCAGCACUGUUCGUGGUAAAAUGUCUCUUCGUUACUCCGGUUGGCUCAUUUUCCUCGUGAGCGCCCUCUUCCUCAGAGACAACCGCGUCGAUGGAGCAAUGACGAUGGCACAGAUGGAAACUGCGGCCAAGGGCUUCAGGAACGUCUGCAUUCCAAAAUCUGGCGCUGAUCCAGACAUCGUAGCCGGUUUGAGAAGUGGUAAUUUUCCUGAGGACCAAAAGUUCCAGUGCUACAUCAAGUGCGUGAUGAACUUGUUGAAAACGAUCAAAAAUAACCAACCACUUCUGGACCCAAUAAUCAAACAAAUAACCGUUAUGAUGCCAGAGGAACUGCAAGAGCGAAGUAUCGCAUCUGCAAGAAAGUGCGCAGUUCAAGACUUUGACUCGGACGGGUGCGUCGCAGCUUGGCAAUACAUCAAGUGUCAAUACGAAGCAGAUCCCGAAGUGUUUUUCUUCCCCAUGCAACGGCCGACACUUACUUUUUUAAUGGUUGCUGGUUUGUUGGUGAUUCUUAACUUUUCGGAAACGGAAGCUAGGAUGACCUUGCCGCAGUUAAGGAACGCGGUGAAGGGACUAGCCAAGGGUUGCAUUAAUAAGUCGGGAGUCUCUCAAGAGAUGUUGGCUCUUGCGAGGAAAGGAGAUUUCCAGGACGAUCACCCACUGCAAUGUUAUUACUUGUGUAUCUACGGACAAAUGAAAAUCGCGAAAGACGGCGUUCUGUUGUUGGACGUGAUGUACAAGAAUAUGGACAUGAUGAUGCCCCUGGACAUGAUCGAACGAUCAAAGGAAGUUGCUCUGAAAUGUUUCAACGAGAUGGACAGUGACGACGCGUGUGUACGGAGUUGGCAGUUUACCAAAUGUUAUUGGGACACAGAUCAGUCGAUAUUUUUCAUACCAGCAUGAGGGAUGUAAAGAAGAGGAUGGAAAGGCGUCGGAGUGGCAGAAUUUUCAGGUGAGGACACCAAGUAUUGUGAACUCUCAGAGAAAAUAUGAGGCUGCUCGAUGCAAACGACGGCGCGGAGAUCCGAGAUGCAGGGUGCGACGUAAACGGAAUUAUUCAGGAAAGGGGAGUUCGGUCGUGUCAACGAAUCACCAGGAGGGACGCAAAACCACGAGGAAUAUCAUGUGGAUAACGUAUUGAAGCCCGAAGCAAUGUUGAUAAUUGAUUGGCAUGAUCAGUUGACCGGAAAACCGUGAGAGGGAGACGAAAAGAGAGAAAGCAACUAAUUCGAAUUUAUAUUCUGUCGUUGUUUACAGUUAAGGGAAUAAAUUCUUGUAUGUUUUCCAUUAUAAA